Molecule: messenger RNA, 2352 nt
Organism: Stereum hirsutum FP-91666 SS1
Lineage: Eukaryota; Fungi; Basidiomycota; Agaricomycetes; Russulales; Stereaceae
Exons: 2
Coding region: 150-1895 (581 amino acids)
Source: RefSeq, a predicted model, not a curated record
AUCUCACCUAAGCCUCAGUCUCCGUGCAAGGACACCAUCGGUUUCGCUUUCCUUCUCACUUUCUUUCUUCCCCCAGUUUCAUUGUAUCUUUGUGCAAAGUCGUAGUCCUCUACCAUCACAUUCCUUCUUAACCUAGAGUCUAAUUCACCAUGUCCGCUCAUGAACGUCUCCGUCUUGCUGGCCUCGACACCGUGAUCCUCGACCUCAACCGCGACGGGCCAUGCGCGCCUAUGCCGGCUGUACCGCCCUCUUCUCGCUCAUUCCUAGUUUCCUCCGAGCUUUCGCCUUUGGUCACUCUGGAUAAACAGACGACUGCUUUGCGUGUCGCUCGGAAGCCUCUUGGAGACAGAAUGCCCGAGUUGAACAUCGCGCGGAACAGUAUUGUUUCUACAACAUCUCGCCUCUCACGACGUGACUCUCAGACCAGGGCUUCCAUUAGAUUGUCUUCUCGGCCACCCUCCCGCAAACCUUCCAACUCUCUCAUCAACAAUCAUAGAAGAUCCAGAACGCUCUCUCGUUCCGCUGUCUAUCCCAGUCUUCCUGCCGUAGCGCGCACUUCUACAUUCUCUAUCCUCCCACCUCUCGUCACUCACUUCGACUACCCGUCCUCUUCCCCGAGAUCUCGCCCUACAUCCUUCGUUGGUCCAUCCACGACACCAUCCACGGCCCCAGCCACCACCGUCGAUAGGAACCAGUAUAGGCGUGUGUCGGUCUCGUCAGUUUCGUCGCCUCCGUCGCUUCUACACAGACUCUCGCUUCAUUUACGACCCGAACCCCUCGUCUUCUCGCCUCUCCGGACAAGUCAGGUUCAUGACGAACCUUACAUAAUACCUACACUACAACAUCCCAAUAGCCCCUACAUGCCAUGGGCGUCCACUAUCCGCCAUCAGAUCCUUCGACCUCUUACGCCGAACUCCUACAUCUCGAUUCCAGACGGGUAUUAUUCACGUCCACUUUCACGAAGUGGCGCGCGGGCGCCGUCGCCAAUUCUCGAACAUGGCGACGGUGCAGCAUUUCAGAGUGAUGGGUCGAAGAGAGGCUUCGGAACCAAGGCGGGGAGGAAGGUCAAAAAUCUCGGUGGGGCGCUGUUAAGGAAUGUAGGGGGUCUGGCGAGGCGUGUGACGAAACGCAAGGCGAAGCUCACAAUUUCAACUCGCGAUAUCCCUGUCGCACCGGCAUCCAUUCUCUCUCCUCCGGCCUCUCCCCGUUUGCGACUCAUACUCCCGCCAUUGCCAUCUCCGUCUAUACAGUCUAUUCUCGCCCUUCCAGCCUUGGAACGACCAUCAGAUGAUAGCGGGCCUUCCGACGAAACUCUUGAUUCACCAAAUUCAGAUUUCCAUAGUCUGGAGGAGUGGCUAGAAGAGAGGAGGAGGUUGGAGGAUAUUGCUACGGGGGGGAGUUCGAUCGUGAGGAUGACGCUAGAGGAGUACGAAAUGAGGGGUAGUUGGUUACGGCUUGUUCCACAGGAAGAGAGGGGAGACGGUUGGGCUUGUGGUCUGAGAGGGUGCUGUGUGCAUGAGCGCGAUUCCGGGUAUUUUGCGGACGAUCUCGAGGAAGUUGAUGGAAGGUCGUUGGAUCGUCAUGAAGAGGGCGAGGCGGAGGUGGUUGAGUGUUCUGAGGGCAAUGGCGCAGAAUCCUCUUCGGGUGAAGAGGCAGAUGCUGACGGAAUGUCCGGACUUCCGACGUCAGGCACCUUGGGUCACACGGACGAAGAUGGAUCACAGUCUGGUGAAGAGGGCGGGGAUGGGGACGUUUGUUCAGUGACGGAUUGUGGGCACAGAGUCGGGAUCGCGUUUCCAAUUGGUGAGAGUUCGAGAUCGGCAGAGGGGAGUGCCGGUGUGGGCGAGAGGCAGUGGUUGAGUGAUGUUCCGCGUGUGUGGACGAAUUCGCUGUAGGUCUCUUAACUCCUCUGGCGAGUAUGUACGGUCUGGCCCGUCUGCGUUCUCGCUUGAGCAUCCCGUAUAUGUGGAACAUUGGUACUAGGAUACAUGUGGGACAAUGGAUCUCUACCCGCAACGUUCUCCCUUUAUCCAUUGAUCAUGCAUUUCAAAACUUUCUGUCUUAUUCACUAUUCACUAUUCCCUGGAUCUCUCUUCAUAGCUGCCACUUUGUCUUUUGUUGUUCUCGAUCUCAAUUCUCUCAAUCGCAUAUCUCGUCCCGGUCACACUGCUAUCCUACGCUCUUUGUAAUCAUCGCAUCGUCAAUCAUCCCUACCCACCCAUUCUUUCACUAUCUUCAGGUUCUCACGUCACCAAUACCGUCUCGUAUCCUCACAAUCACAUCGCUAUCAAUACCCCACUAGAACCCCUCAUUGCUGAAUACCUCAUCACCACCAUCCUCACUUAUUACCGC